This is a messenger RNA of Stomoxys calcitrans (stable fly), 3389 nucleotides long. It is a transcript of the gene vari, whose product is annotated as protein PALS2. The coding region runs from base 1086 to 3047 and encodes 653 amino acids. The transcript has 11 exons. Gene Ontology annotation, molecular function: protein binding. Gene Ontology annotation, cellular component: plasma membrane; cell-cell junction. NCBI's taxonomy places the organism in Eukaryota, Metazoa, Arthropoda, Insecta, Diptera, Muscidae. The record is from RefSeq and is a predicted model, not a curated record.
GUCAAUUGAAUGUCUGCAGGCAAAGCUGAAACAUAUUGGUUUCAACGGUAGCGGCUGUUAAACGGAAAACAAAACUGAAAAAAAGAAAAAAAAAAUAUACAAAAAAUUCCAACUCGUGGUAGUAUUGUUUGUUUACAGUGUGUAAAAUCAUUUCGUUUUUGAACAGUUUGCUUUAUAGUAAUAACGUUACAACGAUUCCUGUGCGUGUGUGUAUGUAUGUGUGUGGGGGAUUAUCUGCCCCUUUUCAAGUUAUUUUUUCUGCUGGUGAGCGAGCCAGCGAACGUGCAACUAAAAAUUGUUAAAUUGCUUUGAAUACACAAAUACCUAUGUGAAAAAAGGCAAAGAACGCACGAAGAGACCACCAGUCAAACAACAACAGCAACCAAAGUGACAAACAAAAAGUUAUGUGGCAUAAAUAAAAAAGUUAGUGGCAACAGCUUGUUGCGUAAAUCACCGAAUGUGAGAAAAAGAAGAUACAAAAAAUAUGAAAUUAAUAUGUGUGUGCCUAUGAAAAAAUAAGCGAAGAGAACAAUUUAAGCCAAAACAAAAGAAGCGUUUAUUAGGCAACUUCUCUUGCCAUUUCGCUCUCGUGGCGGAACAAGCCCAACGCACAACACUUGAAAAGAGCUGCAGAAUAAAUCAAAUCACAAAUAAACAGCAAGCAUUGCAUGUCAGCCAACUUUAGUAAGGAAAUCCUUUGUCUUGUAAUAAAACAACUUUGAUUCGUAAAGUUGGUAGUGCGUCAUCUUCCAGUUUUCUACUUGUCCCUCUCUCUUUCACCGACCGUUAGUGUCCUGUCCCAGAAAGUCAUUUUGGCGUCUUUUGUCCGUGGGUUGUUGGCCUGUUAACCCAAACUGAAAGCAAUCCGCUUAAAUUGCCUUUCACUUCGUUUUGUCCCCUGUCUGCCUGCCCCUGUUGUAGCAGCAAACGAGUGCCCUCCAAUCACCCACUUUAGUUUUAUUUCACUUCGGCUGCCUCCCCCAUUGCUUUCGCAUACAUUCGCCUUCUCUAAGGAACUCAAUUACAUUCGUGUUUAUUGCUUAAGUGUUUGUGUGUGUGUGUGUGUGGUUGCACUAUAACAGUUUAUGCACUGUGGCGUCGCAUCUUUCAAAUCGCCGACAUCGGUCAUGGUGCGUUUGACACGUAAGGAACGGCAGGACAAAAUCACUUUAUUGUCCAGCAUCAAUAGAGUCAAUAUAAGUGAUGAAGUGGAGGCCACCGACAAUGAUGCUUACAACCAUUGUGUCGAUGGAAAACAGCCAACAUUGCAACGUUCUUCAACAAAUGAGAUAUUUCUCAAAGGUCUCUUACUAAGCAAUCCAUCAACGCCGAAUAAGGAACUAUUGCUGAAUUCGACUGAACCGCAACCAGUUCCUGCAUUUCUGCCAGCUCAUUUGAAUAAUAAACCCAUCUGUGACGAUAUCAUACGGAAGUUUUCACCAUCCCGACGCUUGGAAUCAAGAGAGUUAGCAAAACUUUUGGCACAACCACAUUUUCGGGCUCUCAUACGUGCCCACGAUGAAAUAGGUUAUCUCUACGAAGCCCGAUUAAAAGCUGCCGGUGGUUCUCUUACAAAACUUGAAGCUAUCUCACAACGCAAAUCUGGUGGCUAUCUAUUUCCCCCAGACCUUUUUGCAACCAAAAUGCCUAUCGAAACAAUAAAAAUGGUCGGAUUGCGACGCAAUCUAAAUCAGCCUCUGGGUCUGACCGUGGAACUGGAUGAACACAAACAACUGGUGGUGGCACGCAUUCUAGCUGGCGGAGUUAUCGAUAAGCAGGGCCUAUUGCAUCCCGGCGAUGUUAUUUUGGAAGUCAAUGGUACUCCAGUACACAGUCCCGAGGAGUUACAGGUGGAAGUGUCGCGUGCCAAGGAAAAUCUAACCUUGAAAAUCGGUCCAAAUGUUGAGGAGGAAAUACGCUCGGCACGUUUGACAAGGGGUCAGGUAAAACAAAAUGGUGUUGCUAAAAUUGAGCCGGGCAAAAAAUUAACGUGUUACAUGCGUGCCUUAUUUAGUUAUCAUCCCUCGGAUGAUUCUUUGCUGCCUUGUAAGGACAUUGGACUGCCCUUCAAAUCGGGAGAUAUUUUACAGAUCAUUAAUGUCAAAGAUCCCAAUUGGUGGCAAGCUAAAAAUAUAACUGCUCAAAGUGAUCAAAUCGGUUUGAUACCCUCUCAGGAAUUGGAAGAAAGGCGCAAGGCUUUUGUAGCUCCCGAAGCUGAUUAUGUGCAUAAAAUAGGCAUUUGUGGCACAAGGAUCUCAAAACGUAAACGUAAGACUAUGUAUCGUUCUGUGGCAAACUGCGAAUUCGACAAAGCCGAAUUGAUGUUGUAUGAAGAAGUCACACGCAUGCCUCCAUUCCGCAGAAAAACUUUAGUACUAAUUGGUGUUUCCGGUGUUGGUAGAAGGACAUUGAAGAAUCGCUUGGUCAAUAGUGACCCAGAACGUUUUGGUUAUGUUAUACCUCACACCACUCGCCCCAAAAGAGCAUUGGAGGAGAACGGCGUCAGUUAUUGGUUUGUAGAUCGCGAAUGGAUGGAUCAGGAAAUUAAGGAAAAUAAUUUCUUGGAAUAUGGUGAACACAACGGAAAUCUAUAUGGCACCCAUAUACAAACCAUAAAGGAUGUCAUAAGUAGUGGUAAAAUGUGUGUUUUGGAUUGUGCUCCAAAUGCUUUGAAAAUUUUACACAAUAGUCAAGAUUUAAUGCCAUUUGUUAUAUUCAUUGGAGCCCCUGGUAUGGAACAAUUAAAAACUAUCUAUGCCGAGCGUCGAGCAACGGGUUCUAAUAAAAAUUUAACCUUCGAUCGUCAGAGUUCUAUACGUUUCAGUUCAAGGCGAGCCCGCACCUUGGAAUCUCUGGCAUCCCUAUAUGAGGAUGACGACUUAAUUUCCACCGUGGAAGAAAGUUCAUUUGUACAACGAAAAUAUGAGAAAUAUUUCGAUAUGGUCAUAAUCAACGAAGAUUUUGAUGAUACAUUCCGUCAGGUAGUGGAAACACUGGACGAGAUGAGUCAUCAAGAGCAAUGGGUGCCAGUUAAUUGGAUUUACUAAAACAAAUCAAUGACUUUAUCAAAAAAAGAAAAAAAUAAUAUUUAUUAGCAAACAAAAGAAAUGAAAGAAAACACAUCAUACACAAAGAAGAAACGAUGACGAAACGAUGAAAAAUUAACGAACAGCUGCUUCCUCGGAAAUGCUCUUAAUAAUGCAAGAAAACGGUUGGUUGGCCCAUGGCCCAUCAACAACGGUUGCAUGUGAUCGACCAAUUCCCUCACUUUCUCCAAUAGCAUAUUGCAUAAUUAAUAAUGGAAUAGAAAAACUAAACAAAGUGUUCUUAUUUGUUAAUUUUAGCUUUUAAUGUUGAAGUUUUGAACCAAAAAGAAAAACACAACCGAA